Messenger RNA from Mesorhabditis spiculigera, 1260 nucleotides. The record is from the annotation of a GenBank genome assembly. NCBI's taxonomy places the organism in Eukaryota, Metazoa, Nematoda, Chromadorea, Rhabditida, Rhabditidae.
AUGCGCGGCUUCCUCUUCUUCGCCAUGCUUUUGGCGGUGAUCUACGCCGACGACGCGAACACGUUCGACUGUAUGACGUGCGAUCGGCGCGUAAGGCAGGCAUGUCUGGAUAUGGAGCCGGGCAAUCGGAUGUGCAAGGAGCAGCAGAUGCAGGAUGGGCACUUUGCGCGCUGCGUGGGUGGUCCCCGUUUCGGCGGAAAGCACUGCAACGAGACGACGCAGUGCGGCUGGAAGACUGCCUACGCCGACAAGGAUGGAAAUUGCAUCUGCACUGGGGAUGACGCGGACUGCAUUCUGCGUUGCCCCAAGGGUCUCGGCGGCCCGAAGUGCAACAUGAAAUGCGAGGAGAGCGGAAACGACUGCUUGGGAUACUGUAGCCUGAUGCAGUCGUGGAACGUCUCCGCCGUGCCCAGCAUCACCUGCGACCUCGACAAGUUUCCCUGCAAGAACCCUAAGCACGCGUUCUUCUUCUACGACGAGCUGUGCACGAAGCGUUGUCCGAUCGUCGAGCUCGGCCCCAACGACACUAUGCCGACCGACGAGCCGCUGAACAGCUCCAACCGCUCCACAACUCCAGCCCCGUCGUCAAAACUGCCCCCUCGCGACAACAAGCCCUCUCUUCAGGGGGAGCGCACCAAGUUGGGCAAGAUCAUCCUCCCGAAGUGCAACCGCACCUGGUCGCUGGCCGUCUCGCCGCCGAGCUUCUGCACGCCGGUGAUGCAGUGCGAGGGGAACCAGACAUCAACGAACACAACCGAAUGCUUCUCGUGCCACGAGGGUUGCCUGUCUGGAGAUGAGGACUUUACUUGCUGCAAAGACGUGCAAAACGAGCCGCUCGAAGCUACGGACCCUCCAGAGGAGCCCGACAACUAUUGGGUGAUUGCUGCCAGCAUCCUCGGCCUCAUCCUCCUCACGCUCGUGCUCGUCUCGAUGGUCGCCUGGUGGGCGGUGACCAAGGACGUGAAGAAGCAGCGCAAGCGCGGCAAGGCCAAGAUUCUGGAUGCUGGCGAGGAUGAGGAUGACACGUACGAUGGGCCAAAAUCUGGUUCCUCUCAGCGUCCGUCUGGGUCCCGCGGCGGCAGGAAGAAGUCGUCAAAGUCGAAUAGCAGCCGUCGCGAGGUGAACAACAACAAGUCGUCGAGCCGCACGAAGAUGAGCCCGCGAGAUGCUGGGAAUCAGGAGUCCCAUGACCAGAGAGUACUCUACCAUCCAACCGGGGCUUGCCUACACUGUGCCGCUCCAGCACAGCUAAAAACGUCC